AUGGUCUUUCUCAUGGAGACCAAGUUACAAGCUAAGAGUUUGGAGUUCAUAAGAAUAAAGGCUGGUUUUAAUAACAGCUUUGGUGUGGACAGUGUGGGCAAGAGUGGAGGCCUCGCCUUACUCUGGAAAAAUGAUGUUAGCAUUGAGAUUCAAAACUAUAGUCGUUGGCAUAUCAACGCAGUGUUCAAUUCAGUGUCGGGGACGCAGGCUUGGAAAUUUACAGGGUUCUACGGCAACCCCAAUGCUAGCAAAAGACAGGAAUCUUGGAGUUUAUUAAAUUAUCUCCAAUCUUUUGCUCCAACCCCUUGGUUAUGUGCGGGAGACUUCAACGAAAUUUUGGAAGACAGUGAGAAGUGGGGAGGGAGGCGAAAAGCACUGAGACAAAUGCAGGAUUUUCAGCAAGUUGUGGAGCAAUGUAAUCUGCAGGAUUUGGGUUUCUCGGGUCCCAAAUUCACUUGGCAUAAUGGACGUGAAGCGGAGGAUUUUACCCAAGAAAGGCUUGACAGAGCCUUCGGCAAUAUGGAGUGGUGUGAUUUUUUUAAUAAUGUUCAAGUGAAGGUUCUGGUGGCUAGAAGUUCGGAUCAUGCCCCAUUACUUAUUGAAUGCUCAACUGGGAGGAGAACGGGACGAAAGAAACAAUUCUGUUUUCGAUAUGAGGCUAGGUGGAGUAGAAAAGUGGAACCCAAGGAAAUAAUCAAGAGAGUGUGGAGGCAAAAGGAAAGGAAAGGUGACGCCUGGCAAGGAAUUAAAAGUAAUUUGGAGCAAAGUAAAAGAGAGUUACUGCAAUGGAGAAAGAAGGAGGUCCCACCAACUGAAGAUAUUAUUUCUCAAAAAUCAGCACUACUACGAACUCUGCAGGAAGUAGAAGGUACUGCUAGGAGGGGUGAGAUAAAAAGAUUGCAGACUGAGUUGGGUGACCUUUUGGCUCAGGCUGAUGUAACGUGGAGACAAAGAGCAAAAAUGCAUUGGCUCAAAAAUGGGGACAAGAAUACACGAUUCUUUCAUGAAUGCGUAAAACAGAGGAGACGUAAAAAUAUUAUCUCUCAAAUUGAUGAUGAGGAGGGCAGGAGAUGGUCCAAUCCGAGAGAAGUUGAGAGGGCUUUUUGCUCUUAUUAUCAGAAUCUGUUCACAUCCUUACACCUUACUGGGGUGGAUGAAAGUCUGGAUCUAUUGCCCAAUAGAGUCACAGCUGAAAUGAAUUCCAGACUUGUGCGGGAGCCCACCAUGGAGGAGAUUUAUAUGGCUUUAUCCCAAAUGGAUCCCAUGAAAGCGCCAGGCCCCGACGGUUUUCCGACUUGUUUCUUCCAAGAUCAUUGGGACUCGGUGGGUCCGAAAGUUGGAAAAGUCGUCUCCAAUUUUUUCAGGAUGUGGGGUAAGGUGGGAUAUAUGGCUUUAAAACUCGAUAUGAGUAAAGCCUAUGAUAGAGUGGAAUGGGUCUUUUUGGAGGCGGUGAUGAGAAAGAUGGGCUUUGAUGCGAAAUGGGUGGGGCUUGCUGCUUUAAAUGGAAGGCUUAAGGGAGUCCCUACUUCCCUAAGGGGCCCCAAAAUUAACCAUUUAUUUUUUGCAGACGACAGCCUAAUUUUCUGUAAGGCUAAUUUGCAAGAUUGGGCCUUUUUGUCAAAAAUUCUGGAAGAUUAUGAGGCCAUCUCAGGGCAACGUUUGAAUAAAGAGAAGACUGCUGUUUUUUUCAGCAGAAAUACUAGCAGGGAAGAUCGGCUGACAAUCCAGAAUUUGUCCGGGAUACCCGCUUCGCAGCGUUUUGACACUUAUUUGGGGCUCCCAGCUUUGGUGGGAAAAUCAAGGACUCGAGAGUUCCACAAGAUUAAGGAGAGAGUGAAUAAACGUGUCAAUGAUUGGAAAGCAAAAUUCCUCUCACAAGCAGGAAAGGAGAUUCUUAUUAAAGCUGUGUUACAGGCGAUACCUGCUUAUAGCAUGAGCAUUUUUUUGUUGCCCAAAACUCUAUGUAGUGAGUUAAAUGGAAUUAUGCAGAAAUUCUGGUGGGGACACAAGGAUAAUGUGAAGAAGAUACACUGGAUGAGCUGGGAGAAAAUGGGGCGAUCAAAAGCUAACGGAGGUAUGGGUUUUAGAGACCUAAUCUGUUUUAAUAUGGCCCUUUUAGCCAAGCAAGGAUGGAGGAUUAUCCAAAAUCCUGAUAGUCUGGUGGGGCGCAUUUUAAAAGCCAAAUAUUUUAGUCGAAGCUCAUUGUUGGAAGCAAAAAUUGGUAGCAGGCCGUCCUUUGCGUGGAGAAGUUUACUGGCUGCUACUGUAUUGUUGAGAGAAGGGAUGAUUUGGCGGAUAGGGAACGGGCAGAGUGUCAAUAUAUGGGGGUCUAAAUGGAUUCCUAAGCCUAUAUCUUUUAAAGUUCAGUCUCCAUGCUUAUCUUUGUCAAGUGAUGAGAAAGUUGCAGCUCUAAUGGACCCACAUUCAAGGGGCUGGAAUGUUCCUCUGAUACAAUCCCUGUUUGAAAAAGAAGAGGCAGAAAUUAUAUGCAAUAUCCCUCUCAGCAGAUUUGACUGUCCGGAUAAAAUGGUCUGGAGAGCAACGCCAACCGGAAUAUUCACCGUCAAAAGUGCUUAUUUUUUGGAGCAAGAAAGGAGUCACGGUGAGGGGGGCGCGAGCUCAAAAGGUAACGGCUGGAAAUUUUUCUGGAAAUUGAUAUGGGGCCUUUCAAUCCCAAAUUCCACGAAAGUCUUCCUAUGGAGGGCGUGUAGCAAUCUGCUCCCAACCAGAGAUAAUCUUCUGCGGAGGGGAAUGGACCUGGAGGUGGGGUGUUUUCUGUGCAGUCAAGAGACCGAAACAAUUCUCCACGUGUUGUGGGAGUGUCCAGCUGCACGGGAUGUUUGGGGGGUGUGUGAUAGGAAGAUCCAGAAAAUGGGGAGUCUGGGUCCAGAUUUUAGAGAAAUAAUGGUGAAGCUUUCGGAGAGAUGCAGUUCUGAUGAGAUGGGUUUAAUUGCAACAAUAGCCCAAUGCAUUUGGAAAAGGAGAAAUAACGUAUUGCAUGGAGGUAUGUUUAUACACCCAAACCGGUUGAUCCAUGAAGCAAAGGAGGCCCACGAGAUGUUCCUGGAAGCAAAUCAGAAGCAGGACAGCUUGAACGAAAUUUUACGUGAACCAGGGGUGGAUGCGGAAGUCUGGAGGUGCCCACCACCUGGGUUCUACAAAAUAAAUUGGGAUGUAGGUAUGGAUGAGAGGAGUAAUCGGCUGGGUGUUGGGGUGCUUAUAAGAGACUCCUUUGGAGAGAUCAUUGCAGCAAGGAGCUUGACAAUCCAAACUAAACAACCACCAGUGAUAGCGGAAGCCAUGGGAGCAGUUUACGCAGCAGAGUUUGGACGAGACACAGGUGUUCAAGAUGUAAUUUUGGAAGGGGAUUCUCUGAUUGUGGUUAAAGCGCUUCAAGCUGAGAUUGAAGACUUGAGUCCUUACGGACACCUCAUAGAUGAAGCUAGAAUGCUUCUACGACAUUUUCGAACGGCUCAAGUCAGACAUGUGAAGAGAAAUUCUAACAAAGCUGCCCAUGGGUUAGCUAAAGAAGCAGUUAGAAAGUGUAUUGAUAAUAUAUGGAUGGAGGAGAUGCCUCCAUGUAUUUCUGAUAUACUUGCUAUAGAGCGUACAGCUCUUGUAAUUUAG
Corylus avellana is the source of this 3627-nucleotide messenger RNA. The record is from RefSeq and is a predicted model, not a curated record. NCBI's taxonomy places the organism in Eukaryota, Viridiplantae, Streptophyta, Magnoliopsida, Fagales, Betulaceae.